Molecule: messenger RNA, 2318 nt
Organism: Manihot esculenta (cassava)
Lineage: Eukaryota; Viridiplantae; Streptophyta; Magnoliopsida; Malpighiales; Euphorbiaceae
Exons: 5
Coding region: 423-1751 (442 amino acids)
Biological process (GO): lipid catabolic process
Source: RefSeq, a predicted model, not a curated record
CAUAUAAUAUAAUUGUAAUGAUUUGAAUGAACAUUCACAGAAACAGAAAAAGUUCAAAAGUAUCAUAUUCUCCGUAUUAUUUACAACAAUCUAAGAAUAAUUCAUUGGCCAAUUACAAAAAUUCACAAUUUUUCGCAUUUUUCAUCAACUUUCCUUCUCUUUCCCUCUUGCCAACUCUUUAAGCUUCUUUCCAUGUGAACUGCCAUUAAAGCUUCUUCCCUGAUUCUUUGGCAUCAACUCUUUAAGCUUAAUCUGUAUUUCUAUCAUCCCCUUUUCUCCGUGAUUAAACUCAACAAAUUUUCUUUGUCUUCUUAUAUUCUUUCUGUCUAGUCUCUAUACAAUCCAGAGAACAAGAACCAUCUUUGUGUUGCUCUGUUUUUCAAGGAUAUAUAGCACCCUCCAGCUUCCAUUAGUAGUCCAUAAUGGCAGUCGCCGGUGGAGUAGAAUUCGUGUUGGCUUUAGGCUGCAUGCGAUGGGCCUGGAAGCGCUGCAUGCAUGUGGGAUCCGACGACAGUGCUUCCUGGGCUUCAGCCACUAAGGAUGAAUUCGAACCAGUUCCUCGUAUCUGCAGCCGAAUCCUCUCUGUCUACAAGAACGACACCGAAAAUCCCCAGUCCUCAUCGUCUCUCGACCCCAAGUGUCUAAUCAAGCGAGUCAUCUACGAGCAGACCCUCGGCCGUGCUCCUCCUUAUAUCAUCUAUCUCGACCAUGAACACAAAGAAAUCGUGCUUGCAAUUCGUGGGUUAAACUUAAUCAAGGAAAGCGACUACAAAAUGCUGUUGGACAACAAACUGGGGAUGCAAAAGUUCGAUGGAGGAUAUGUUCAUCAUGGGUUGUUGAAAUCUGCUGUGUGGUUGUUGAAUGAGGAGAAAGAGACGUUGAAGGAUCUGUGGGUGAACAAUGGGAAGGAGUACAGUAUGGUGUUUGCAGGGCAUUCUUUGGGAUCAGGAGUGGCCUCCUUGUUGACGAUUAUUGCUGUGAAUCAUGGAGAUCAAUUAGGAGGCAUUCCCAGGAACAAAAUCAGGUGUUAUGCUGUGGCUCCAGCUCGGUGUAUGUCACUUAACUUGGCGGUUAAGUAUGCUGAUGUGAUUAACUCCAUUGUUCUGCAGGAUGAUUUCUUACCAAGAACCACUACUCCAUUAGAGGAUAUUUUUAAAUCAAUCUUCUGCUUGCCUUGCUUGCUAUUUUUGGUUUGCUUGAGGGAUACAUUCGUACCGGAAGGUAGAAAGCUGAGAGAUCCAAGAAGACUUUAUGCACCUGGACGAAUGUAUCAUAUUGUGGAGAGAAAGUUUUGCAGAUGUGGGAGGUUUCCUCCAGAGGUCAGAACUGCCAUUCCCGUAGAAGGAAGAUUUGAACACAUUGUCUUGUCAUGUAAUGCCACGUCUGAUCAUGCAAUUAUUUGGAUAAAAAGUGAGACAGAGAAAGCCUUGCAGACAAUGGUGGAAGGCAGUUCCGAGACCAUUGUAACUCCUCCAAAAAUACAGAAACUGCAAAGGUUACAGACACUUGAAAAAGAACACCAAGAUGCAAUGGAGAGAGCUGUCAGUUUAAAUAUUCCGCACACUGAGACAGAGGCAGAAACUCAGGAUGGCAAAGAGGCAGAGUCUUCCCAUGGCGACCAUGAAGGUGAAAAAGCUUCAGGAACUAAAUCAGAGUCCAGCAAUGCAAGGUCAAAGUGGGAUGAACUGCUUAAUAAUGUGUUGCAGAAGGAUAUACAGGCAGCGAAGGAAGAUGCGAAUUCCCCGAAAUAACAGCUGCCUUAUCUUCAGUGUAUAUAUAGAUUGAAAGAUGGGUAUUUUCUUCAUUUUUCCACCCUCCUUCCUGAAUGUUCAAGUCUUCUUGAAAAAUUAACUUGCAAAAACCACUUGCGAGGAAACGCUUGAGAUACAAAAAAGAACACACACCAGUUUACCUUUCUUGCUUCAUCGUGAGCACUUUACUAUUUUAUCGUCUUUACUUUUAAGGUUUUUAACGCCAUAAUGUUCAGUUGGCAGCUAAGUUCAUUUUAAUCGCGUUAUUCAAAUGAACUAAAGAACAGCCAUCAAAGGUCAUACAGCCCACCUGCUACUGAACAAUUAAUCGUAAUCUUCCAUCUUCGAGUUUGAGACUUCCGCACAAUUGUAGUGGUGAAUUCAAUUAAUUUCUCAUUUUGAAGAAUGAAAGAUUAUACCUCAAUUAUAAAAAUUCAUUAAUUCUUAAUCUUUUUUCAAAAUGAAACAUUUUCAUUUUUCAUUAAUGAACUAUUGAAAAGUUCUUAAUUCCAAACAAAAUCUUCUCUUCCCUUCAGUGCCCUAUUUAUUUUAUAAUUCCCACAUGAA